AUGAAGUCACACAAUGCAGAAUUCAGCCCAGCGGAAAAAAGUCUUCAAACUUUAAAUAGUGCCGUUUUCGAAAGACUAGAGAAACUUUUCAGAGUUGCAUACAUAGCAUUGCUAAAAAUUCAAGGCCCAUUUCUGGAUUAUGAGUGGAUGUGUUGUUUGGAAGGGAAGCUGGGUGUGGAUCUAGGACCUACAUACAGCAACCGUACGUCAUGCAAGGAGUUCAUGGUUUCAAUAGCUGAAGUUGAGCGCCAGAAAAUUGAAGAUGAGUUGGCUCAGACGAAUUACUGUACCAUCAUGUCUGAUGGAUCAACAGAUGUCUCGGGUGUUGAGAACGAGGGGGUUUAUGUCCACUUUGCCAGACAAGGAGCAUAUCACUGUUAUUUCCUAGGGAUGGUGGAGACUGAAUGUGCCAGUGCUAGUGGAAUUUACUCAGCAAUAAUGGAAUCUUUGCAUUUCAACAAACACUUAACUGAGGAGAUACAGGAAAAUAUUGUCGGCUUUGCUGGAGAUGGAGCAUCAGUAAAUACUGGUAAACUGAAUGGUGUCAUUGCAUUAUUUCAAGGCAGGAUCAAUCCGUCUAUUUUGAUGAUUCAGUGCAUGGCACACCGUGUUGAACUGGGCUUGAAAGAUGCUAUGAAAAAUGUUCCCCUGUUUUCUAAGGUUGUUGAACUUCUGGAUGAUAUCUUCAAAUUCUACAAAAGUGCUAAACAGAAGUCGGAACUAAAAUCAGUCUUUGAGACUUUGAAACUGCAGUUCUCCAUGCCUACUCGAGUUGGGGGUACGAGGUGGGUGGGCCAUAUGCUACUAGCGGUCAAGAACAUGCUGAAAGGAUACAGAGCCCUGGUUUUUCAUUUGAGCAAGGUUUCUCAGAUACGUUCCCAGUCAGCACCUCAGUCUAAGGCGAUCAACUUCAUCAAAAAGUUGAAGUCAAAGAGUAUUAUCUUCUUUGCCCACUUCCUUGUAGAUGUGAUCAGUGUUUUGGCUCGCCUUUCCAAGCAACUCCAGGAACGAAAAGGAUGUGUCUUCCAGGUCCAUAGACAGCUUGAAACUACACUUAUCAACCUGAACAAGCUGGGGGAAAGAGAUGGAUUUGAACUGAGAAAAGUUGCUUCCUCAGACACGUUUGAAGGUGAAGGUUUGACAGGAAAUACAUCUGAACAUGAUGCACAGUCAGCCAGAGUAAUUAAAGGUCUAGUCAGCUGCCUUCAGAGAAGAUUUGAUGAUCUUGACAAGGGUAUUUUCAGUGCAACCAAGUUGGCUGACCUUAACUCUUGGCCUACCAGCUCUGAAGAUGCUAAGGAUUUUGGUGAUGAUUGCCUCAUGAAAUUGUUGGAUCACUUCCAUGACACCUUAGAGAGGAAAGGGGUGGACCUAGCUGCGGCUGAAGAAGAAUGGACAGCCCUGAAACAGGCUUUGUAUAAAAGAUUUGGACGAAUCUGA
Molecule: messenger RNA, 1440 nt
Organism: Haliotis rubra (blacklip abalone)
Lineage: Eukaryota; Metazoa; Mollusca; Gastropoda; Lepetellida; Haliotidae
Product: zinc finger protein 862-like
Exons: 5
Coding region: 1-1440 (479 amino acids)
Source: RefSeq, a predicted model, not a curated record